AUGCUUGAGCUCACUCUCGAUGAAACAACUUUAUAUUACUUUUUCCUCAGUGACUUGACUCCCAAUGGCAAGGACUUUUCCGCUGGCAUUAACGAUUGGGCAGCAAGCAUCCCGAAAAAUGCAAAGCCCAGCACUAAGGCCACCACCAGCCAGCCCAGCAUAUUCAAAAAUAGCACAAGUUCACACCGCCUUCCCCCCCUGGCCAAUGCCAGCACUCGCUCAUCCACUAAUUCGGUUCUGACAGAAAAUGUAUUGAUUUCUCACACUGUCCCCAUCACGCAGGAACCGAAAGAGCAAGAUACUCUCCAACUCCUUGAUGGACUUGGAAGACUCUCAGAUGAAGAUGAGACCCAGGGUCUCGAACAAGAGGCUGCAGUUGCUAGCCCUCCCAAAGGGAAAAAACGAGUGUCAAGUUUGGCUCUUGCCAAGGAUUCGCCUGGCAAGCCCCCAGCUUGUCAAGCCGAGUGCACAAAGAAACCUGGCAACAAUGAUCUCCCAGAUGGUGUUGAACAAAGGCUGUGGCGCUGUGUCUUUAUCUCUACUUACAUGCAAUAUGUUGCAACUCUGGCUAACCCCUGGGAGGUUCCCCCCAAGUUGGCCUGCCAGAAAUUGCAGGUGAUCUGGGACACAAUUUUCCCCAACAUCCCAUACACUGUCACUGAGCACAAGCACCAUACUGUCCAGCAUGUUGCUGACUCUUAUCGAAGCUUCAUUGGCUCAGCAGCCAUUGCAAUCGCCAUUGCAUACCUCGAGUCCCAGGACACACUCAAGCACUCGGACGAUAAUUGUGUCAAAUUCACUACUUACGCACUGGACAAGCUUCGCUUCUUGUACAAGAAGGCAAACGGUGAUGAUAAAUCUAAGUUCCACGGCCUUUAUCAAGGUGCCUUUGUGGUGCAAAUGUUUGGCGCCCACUUCACUGCUAUUGACAGCACUCACAAGAUACAUGGACUACUAGACAAGCUGGGAGAAACCUUGAAUCCUGCUGGGGGUCUAGCGCUGUCAUCAAAUGUGCAAAGGCCUGACACCACCUGGUCACUACCUGAAUGUCCUGGCAGCAACCUGGAUAUCCUGGAGGUCUGUCUCGCGAUUCAAUUCCCACAACAGACUAACAUAUGA
Molecule: messenger RNA, 1119 nt
Organism: Suillus subalutaceus
Lineage: Eukaryota; Fungi; Basidiomycota; Agaricomycetes; Boletales; Suillaceae
Exons: 6
Coding region: 1-1119 (372 amino acids)
Source: RefSeq, a predicted model, not a curated record